GGGACUGAGACCGCGCUUACGGCUGGCCCCCGUCCCGCCCUUCGCUCCGUUCCCACCGGGCACCAUGGCCUCCUCCGAAGUGUCGCGGCACCUGCUCUUUCCAUCCCAUGGGGCCAUGAAAACACCUUGUAUGCCCUCACAAAUGGAUGAUGAACAGAUCCAAACAAAAGACAACAUUCGUUCCUUAACUAUGUCUGGCCAUGUUGGCUUUGAAAGUCUGCCUGAUCAGCUGGUCAACAGAUCCAUUCAGCAAGGCUUCUGUUUUAAUAUCCUCUGUGUGGGGGAAACUGGAAUUGGAAAAUCUACACUGAUUGACACAUUAUUUAAUACCAAUUUUGAAGACCAGGAAUCCUCACAUUUUUAUCCGAAUGUUAGACUCAAGGCUCAAACAUAUGAACUCCAGGAAAGUAAUGUUCAAUUGAAGUUGACCAUCGUGAAUACAGUGGGAUUUGGUGACCAAAUAAAUAAAGAGGAGAGCUAUCAACCAAUAGUCAACUACAUAGAUGCUCAGUUUGAGGCCUAUCUCCAAGAGGAGCUGAAGAUUAAGCGUAGUCUCUUUAACUACCAUGACUCUCGCAUCCACGUGUGCCUUUACUUCAUCUCACCAACUGGCCACUCGCUGAAGACACUCGACCUCUUAACCAUGAAGAUCCUUGACAGUAAGGUGAACAUUAUACCGGUGAUUGCCAAAGCAGAUGCGAUUUCUAAAAGUGAAUUACAGAAGUUUAAGAUCAAGCUUAUGAGUGAACUGGUUAGCAAUGGCGUCCAGAUAUACCAGUUCCCGACAGACGAUGAAACUAUUGCUAAAAUCAAUUCUUCAAUGAAUGCACAUUUGCCAUUUGCUGUUGUGGGAAGCAUGGAUGAGGUCAAAGUCGGCAAUAAGAUGGUCAAAGCUCGUCAGUACCCAUGGGGCGUUGUACAAGUGGAAAAUGAGAACCACUGUGACUUUAUAAAGCUCCGGGAGAUGCUCAUUUGUACAAACAUGGAAGAUCUGCGAGAACAGACACACACCCGGCACUAUGAACUUUACAGACGUUUCAAACUGGAGGAACUGGGCUUUAAAGACAUGGGCACCGAGAACAAGCCUGCCAGUGUUCAGGAGGCCUAUGAAGCCAAAAGACACGAAUUCUAUGGCGAACGUCAGAAGAAAGAAGAUGAGAUGAAGCAGAUGUUCGUGCAGCGAGUGAAGGAGAAAGAAGUCAUACUGAAAGAAGCGGAGAAAGAGCUUCAGGCCAAAUUUGAACACCUCAAAAGAAUUCACCAAGAAGAGAGAAUGAAACUUGAGGAAAAGAGAAAACUUUUGGAAGAAGAAAUAACUGCUUUUGCCAAAAAGAAAGCUACCUCAGAAAUCUACCAGAACCAGUCUUUUCUUGCCAGUGGCACCAGGAAAGACAAGGACAGGAAAAACUCCAAUUUUAUAUAAGACAGCAUUCUAGGAACUGCAUAACAGAAGAUCGUUAAAAGUAAAUGUUAUUGAAGAAGCUAGAAGUAUGCUUUGGUUUUCUUUGCUGUGUUACGUACUGGUUCUCCCUCUGGUGAAUAGACAUGAUAAUUGCCGUGUAUCAAAUAUUUUCAAAUACAAGGUCAAUACAUACGCCAGGGUGGAUGGUAAUACUUGGAUAGGGUCAGUGUUUUUAGACAUCUGUAAGUUGCAGGUUAGAGAUGGUUUCCCCCGUUGCCAACUUAAAGUAACGUUGCAGUGCACGAGACCAAAGAGACGAGCUUCAGUGCCCUUCGAAACUCGGACCUGCCUGUUACGGCGUCUGUCUCCCCAGACCACCUUUUCUUUUUGUCCUUGUACGUGUUAAACAGCCAACUUUGGCUAUAGGUUUUAAAUUAUGUCAUAUGCCAAAACUGUCUUAACUUUUGAAUAUUUUUAGUCACUCUUAUCUUUUGCUAUGAUCUAGUUGAUAAUACCCUAAGCUUUUAUAUCAAAUUAUAUAGCAUGAUGACCUUCCAGGCUUUAGUGUGACUAUGUUUAAAAGUAAAAUCAUCCAGGUAUAAUAACUUUUUUUCUAUUUCAAAUACCUUUUGAAACUGGGUGUGUCACAUGAGUUACCUUAGGAUGUAUUUUGUAGUUACUGUUUAAAACUUCUGAAACAAAACACAAAGCAAAAAAAGUCUGUUCUAGGAAAAAUAACAAGGUGGAAUCAUUCUAUUAAAGACUUAAAAAAAAGUGAUUAUGAACCCCUAAAUAGUCUGUUUAAAAACCCAGGUAAUUCAAAUCUCGAGAUAUUUCAAUUCAGAGUGCCUUAGUAUUCUCAGACCAAGUGAAUGGUUUCUAACCUUUUUAAAUACAGUCUCCCUCUCUCUCUCUCUCUCUAUAUAUAUAUAUAUACAUAUACAUGUACACACAUAUAGAUACGCAUGCACAUAUAUAUACUUAACAAUUAUAUCAUUUCUCAUUUUUUUGUACUUGAAUACUUUUAAAUAAAACUGACAUUUUACUCCUGAAAAAUAAAAUUUGCUCUAUAUUGAUCGAAA
This is a messenger RNA of Echinops telfairi (small Madagascar hedgehog), 2484 nucleotides long. RefSeq names its product septin 10 (gene SEPTIN10). Gene Ontology annotation, biological process: cytoskeleton-dependent cytokinesis. The transcript has 11 exons. The record is from RefSeq and is a predicted model, not a curated record. Lineage: Eukaryota; Metazoa; Chordata; Mammalia; Afrosoricida; Tenrecidae. The coding region runs from base 65 to 1423 and encodes 452 amino acids. Gene Ontology annotation, molecular function: GTPase activity; molecular adaptor activity; GTP binding. Gene Ontology annotation, cellular component: cell division site; septin ring; septin complex.